AUGGCAGCACGCGGGAUUCUAACCGCAAAGAUGCUCGAGUUUGAAAGACAGGCCGAAGAGCGGUAUAGAGAGAAUGAAGUUAUGGCUGCCGAACGAAACCGCAUGCUUGAAGAGUUGGGAAUAAUUCAGCAAGAGCAAAACCGAAUUUUAGAGGAGAAGCAUACCAUGUCAAAAUAUUACGAAAGUGAGGCUCUAAAGCAUGCCGAAGAGACUCGCAAACACCGUGAAGAUCUGGCCAUGAAGGGAAGCUCAGCCCGACCUGUCAUGACUAGUAGGUUUUCGUAA
Blumeria graminis f. sp. triticale is the source of this 285-nucleotide messenger RNA. The record is from the annotation of a GenBank genome assembly. NCBI's taxonomy places the organism in Eukaryota, Fungi, Ascomycota, Leotiomycetes, Helotiales, Erysiphaceae.